AUGCGGAAAGUGGUUUUGAUCACCGGGGCGAGCAGUGGCGUGGGCCUAGCUCUCUGCAGGCGGUUGCUGGAAGAAGAUGAUGCGCUUCACCUGUGCUUGGCGUGCAGGAACAUGAGCAAAGCAGAAGCUGUCCGCACCUCUCUGCUGGCCUCCCACCCCGCUGCUGAGGUCUCCAUCGUGCAGGUGGAUGUCAGCAGCCUGCUGUCGGUGUUUCAGGCCACCAAGGAGCUCAAGCAAAGGUUUCAGAGAUUAGACUAUGUAUAUCUAAAUGCUGGGAUCAUGCCUAAUCCACAGCUAAAUAUCAAAGCACUUUUUCGUGGUCUCUUUUCAAGAAACGUGAUUCAUAUGUUCUCCACAGCUGAAGGACUGCUGACACAGAAUGACAAGCUUACUCCUGAUGGGCUCCAGGAGGUGUUUGAAACCAAUGUCUUUGGCCACUUUAUCCUGAUUCAGGAACUAGAAUCUCUCCUGUGUCACAGUGAGAGUCCAUCUCAGCUCAUUUGGACAUCAUCUCGCAAUGCAAAGAAAUCUAAUUUCAGCCUUGAGGAUGUCCAGCACAGCAAAGGCCAGGAGCCCUACAGCUCUUCCAAAUAUGCCAUUGACCUUCUGAGUGUGGCUUUGAACAGGAACUUCAACCAGCAGGGUCUGUAUUCCAGUGUCGUGUGCCCAGGUACGAUGCUGACCAGUCUGACAUAUGGAAUCCUUCCUCCCUUUGUGUGGAUGUUAAUCAUGCCAAUCAUAUGGCUGUUACGCUUUUUUGCAAAUGCUUUCACGUUGACACCUCACAAUGGAACAGAAGCACUGGUCUGGCUUUUCCACCAAAAGCCCGAGUCUCUCAAUCCUCUGGUGAAAUAUCUGAGUGCCACCACUGGCUUUGGAAGCAAUUAUGUGACGUCCAAAAAGAUGGACCUAGAUGAAGACACUGCUGAAAAAUUUUACCAAAAGUUACUGAAACUUGAAAAGCAGAUUAGGGUCACCAUUCAGAAAACCAAUAACCAGAACUGA
This is a messenger RNA of Rangifer tarandus platyrhynchus (Svalbard reindeer), 1005 nucleotides long. Lineage: Eukaryota; Metazoa; Chordata; Mammalia; Artiodactyla; Cervidae. The record is from the annotation of a GenBank genome assembly.